Messenger RNA from Dentiscutata erythropus, 1407 nucleotides. The record is from the annotation of a GenBank genome assembly. Lineage: Eukaryota; Fungi; Glomeromycota; Glomeromycetes; Diversisporales; Gigasporaceae.
AUGAUCUUUAAGUCUUCAUAUCCAGAUUUAAAAAUUCCUCAAGAUGGAAUUUAUCAAUAUGUGAUUAGUAAUCCAAACAAAAUUCCAGACGAUAAGGUUAUUUACGUAGAUGGAAUUACUGGUAAAAGUUACACUUUUGGUGAAUUUAAACAUGAAUCGAAAAAGUUUGCUGCGGGAUUACAAGAUGUGUUAGGAUUUAAACGAGGCAAAGUAACGAUGGCUAAUCCAAAGUAUAAAGCAGCUGGAUUGUUUCAUCAACUAAACGAUUCAGGCGCAACAGUUCUGAUUGUGCAUCCAGAAAUUCUUGAGGUCGCUAUUGAAGCUUCAAUAAAUGCAAAAAUUCCUGCCUCUAGGGUAUUGUUGUUUGGCGAUAAAGAAAUAAAGGGAUAUAAACCUUAUCGCUCUAUUUUAAUUGGUGAUCGUGAAAUUGAGCCGAUUCAUUAUACUCCUGAAGAAGUAAAAUCAACAACUGCUUAUAUUCUUUAUACUUCUGGAACAACUGGAAAUCCAAAAGGUGUCGAACAUACUCAUACAAGCAUGGUUUUUAAUAUGGCUCAACUAAUUAAUGCAGAGUGUAAACUUGGACCUCACAGUACAAUUAUGGGAGUCACAGGUGCUACUGCAAUCAUUCAUACAAGCUUCAGCGUGGAAACAUUUAUUGAAUCAAUUCAAAAAUUUAAAGUUAAUCAUAUUUAUGCUGUUCCGUCGGUUAUACAUAAACUUGUCAAUGAUCCAUUGGCUCAACAAUUUGAUUUCUCAAGUGUGGAUACGAUUGCAAGUGCAGGAGCUCCAUUGGUUAAUAAAUUGGAAAAAAAAAUUUAUGAAAUGUUUAAAAUACCAAUUUUACCAUUUUAUGGUCUUACUGAAGCGUGUGCGGCAAUGGAACCAACAAACCCAGGUUCUAUUGGGAUUCUUUUUCCAAAUAUGAAAGCAAAAAUAUUAUCAGAAGAUGGUCAUGAAUUGGGAUAUAAUAAACUCGGAGAAUUGUGGAUUCACGGUCCAAAUGUUAUGAAGGGUUAUCUUAAUAAUAAAGAAGCUACAGAUGCUGCCAUCGAUAAAGACGGAUUUUUUAAAACAGGAGAUAUCGGGUUUCAAGUGGCACCUUCUGAAUUGGAAUCGGUUCUGCUCACACAUGAUGCUGUAUCAGAUGCAGCAGUAAUAGGAUAUUAUUCUGAAGAAGAAGCAACUGAAAUUCCUGUAGCAUAUGUCAUAAUUAAAGAAGGGUAUGAGCAAUCUCAAGCUCUAGCGAAGGAAAUUCAAUCUUUUGUAAAUGAGAAGGUCGCGCAGCAUAAAAAAUUAAGAGGUGGUGUGUUGUUGAUUGAUAGAAUUCCUAAAAGUGAAGCUGGUAAAAUUUUAAAAGGAUUAUUAAGAGAGAAACUAAAAAUGGGAUUAAGAAAGAAUGAUUGA